This is a messenger RNA of Colletotrichum chrysophilum, 1041 nucleotides long. RefSeq lists its product as uncharacterized. Gene Ontology annotation, molecular function: protein binding. Bases 1 to 1041 code for a protein of 346 amino acids. The transcript is spliced from 4 exons. Lineage: Eukaryota; Fungi; Ascomycota; Sordariomycetes; Glomerellales; Glomerellaceae. The record is from RefSeq and is a predicted model, not a curated record.
AUGUCUUUCUUCAAGAAGCUCACCAAGGAGUUCGAGGAGCUCAAGACCUCCUUCUCCGACGACAAGCCCGCCGCCCAGCAGCAACAGCAGCAGCAGCAGCAACCUCCCCAAGAGCAGACUGGCUCCCGCAGCUACGGUGAUCACCCGCAGCAGCAGCAAUACGGCGCUCCUCCCUCCAACUACCCUUACCCCUCGCAGGCACAGCCUCAACCCGGUUACGGCAGCCAGCCCAGUUACGGCCAACCCACCCCUCCGGCUGCCCAGUCCGCGCCCCCGAUGGCCGCUCCUUCCGUCUCCCAGGGCUGGCUCUGCCAGUGGGACUCCAACUACCAGAGAUGGUUCUACGUUGACCAGAGCUCCGGUCGCUCCCAGUGGGAGCACCCGUCUCCCCCCACCGGCCCGGUCGGCACCCCCAGCUACGGCGCCCCCCCUCCCGUCCCCCUCUCCGACACUAGAGCUUUCGGAGACCAGGGCCACGGCGGCUACGGCUCCCCCGCACCUCCCCAGCAGUACGGCGGCGCCCCCUACGGCGGAGCUCCCGGCUACGGCCAGCAGCCUCAGUACGGCCAGCCUCAGUACGGUCAACCCCAGUACGGCGGCGCUCCUUAUGACCAGUCUCAUGGUCAGAACCCGUACGGCGAGACCAAGGACAAGGAGAAGAAGAGCAGCAGCAGCGGCAUGCUACUCGGUGCUGCCGGCGGUCUCGCCGUCGGUGCUGUUGGUGGCGCGUUGAUCGCUAAUGCCCUUGACGACUCCGACGAUGAGCACAAGGCCGCCGCUCAACAGCAGCAGCAGCAGCAGUACGGUGGCUACCAGGACAACUCUUACAACGACGCUCCCCCCGCCGUCCUGCCUCCCACCGACAACGACGGCGACUCCAUCUCCUCCAGCGACCGUGAGGACGUCCAGGAGGCCCGCGAGGAGUACGAGGAGGCUCUCGCCGCCGCCCACGACUCUGACGCCAGCAGCAGCGACCACGAGCGCCUCGAGGAGGCCAGAGAGGAAUACGAGGAGACGUACGAGGAGGUGUACGAGGACUAA